Messenger RNA from Clarias gariepinus (North African catfish), 1552 nucleotides. RefSeq names its product inorganic pyrophosphatase 2 (gene ppa2). Gene Ontology annotation, cellular component: cytoplasm. The record is from RefSeq and is a predicted model, not a curated record. Lineage: Eukaryota; Metazoa; Chordata; Actinopteri; Siluriformes; Clariidae. The transcript is spliced from 12 exons. Bases 56 to 1078 code for a protein of 340 amino acids. Gene Ontology annotation, biological process: phosphate-containing compound metabolic process. Gene Ontology annotation, molecular function: magnesium ion binding; inorganic diphosphate phosphatase activity.
AGGCGUUCCCGCAGAAGAAGCAUGAGGAUCUGAGCGCCCCUGAGCUAAAGCUAACAUGAUGCGCUUGCUCUUCCGGUCGGCUGCGGGUUGCUGUCGACCAUUCCUUCCACAGCACACUCCACACAUCGGGGAGAGCUUCUCCAGAGUUGCUUUUCACAGAAAAAUGUUUCAUUACAUGACAGAAGAGAGAGGCCGACCGAACUCUCCCGACCACCGGAUCUAUUUCAAAACCUCAAAAGGAAAAUACAUUUCUCCGUUCCACGACAUCCCCCUCUAUGCAGUUGAUCACCAGGAGAACAGUGUACCAAGGAAAAGACAGAAAUGCUCUGACAGUGAGAUUCUGUUCAAUAUGGUUGUGGAGGUUCCUCGCUGGUCAAAUGCCAAGAUGGAGAUCGCCACAAAGGAAGCUUUGAACCCCAUUAAACAGGACAUGAAGAAAGGCAAAUUGCGAUAUGUGGCUAACGUCUUCCCACAUAAAGGUUACAUCUGGAACUACGGUGCUCUGCCUCAGACCUGGGAGGAUCCCAGUCAUAUGGAUAAGGACACCAACUGUUGUGGAGACAAUGACCCAGUAGACGUGUGUGACAUCGGCACCCGGGUGUGCAUCUCUGGUCAGGUGAUACAGGUAAAAGUGCUCGGAAUACUGGCUCUGAUUGAUGAAGGCGAGACUGACUGGAAAGUUAUUGCCAUCAACACGGCCGAUCCUGACGCUAAUAAACUUAACAGUAUUGAAGACGUUCGUAUAAACAGACCCGGUCAUCUGGAGGCAACAGUGGAUUGGUUUAGAAAAUAUAAAAUACCUGAUGGGAAACAGGAGAACCAGUUCGGCUUUAAUGCACAGUUUAAAGACAAGGACUUUGCUAUAGAGGUGAUUAAAUCGACACACACUUAUUGGAAAGCUCUGGUGCAGAAACAGAUAAAGUGUGGAGAGAUCAUGUGUCAGAACUCAUCAGUGUGUGACAGCCCGUUUCAAUGCAGUGAUGUCGAUGCUGCUGCAGUGGUAAAAGCUGCUCCAGAGUAUGGAAAGGCUUUACCACUUCCUCCAGAAGUGGAUAAAUGGCAUUUCCUGUCCCAGUGAUCCUGAAAGGUGUGAGCUCAAUCCCUAAUUUUGUUUAAAACACUGACACACCUGUAUUUCUUUACGAGGUGGAAAUGUUUCCAUUUUCCCUUUCACCCAACAAUUAUAUAAGCUUAAUUUUGUAAGCUAUUUAGGUCUGUUUCUUCGAGUGUAUAUGUAUAUAUACACACACACACAAUCUGCAUCACUUCAGAUAUUAAUAAUUAUAAUAAUAUAUAAGGAAGUUUGGUUUGGUGUAUAAAUAUCAUGUAUUACUGGUUUUAAUAAGUGACACCAGACAGAACCACAUGUCAAUGUGAGCACUUUUGUGUAACUAGAUUGUGUGUUGGGUUAAGUUUUGCUUUGUUUUUGUUUAUUUCAAAGAAAUGGGAUUUUAAAAGAAAGCAAUGUUUUCAAGCUCAUUAAAUGUAUUAAAUGGGUGUAACUUGGGGUGUAACUUUUAAUUUUUGUAAAAAUAAAUAUGCCAUAAAUAUA